This is a messenger RNA of Phytomonas sp. EM1, 1115 nucleotides long. The record is from the annotation of a GenBank genome assembly. NCBI's taxonomy places the organism in Eukaryota, Euglenozoa, Kinetoplastea, Trypanosomatida, Trypanosomatidae.
AAUUAGAUUAUACACAUCCAGCCGUUGACACUUAUAACCUCUUCAUAUAUAAUACCUCCUGAAGUUCCACAAUAUUCUUACCUUCACUUAUGCAGGCCAUAGCUUCCACUGUUGCUAAGCUAAAUCCAUUCUACAUGGUAGUAAGUGCCAUAGUCCAGCAAAUGUUCGCCAUCAUUUGGUUCGGGUGGAUCAUCAAUCAUAUCGAACAUUAUUACUAUGCCGCUGACAAGGGGGUGCGGCGUUCUGAACACGCCAUCCAACGUUAUUCCGCCCUACUCGUGUCUGGAGCUACAUUUUUAUGCUGUCUAGCACGUUCAGCAGUGGUGCUCAUGCUGGUUUCGACCUACAAGGCCUCAACACUGCAGGAUUAUCAAGUGAUAGCGUUUGCAGUUGUCCUUUUCAGUAUGAUUAGUAUGCAUCGCGACCUUGCACGUCAACGCCCUAUUCAAUUGUUGUUGACCCAAUGUGUGUAUGAAGCCGCUAGUACAAUGUUGACAGCGGUUUGUUGCUAUUAUUUACGUCAAUACAGUUUCUAGCAAAUAUAAAUUCGCUUGCGGAAUAGAGGUAAUGAAAUUCUUUAAAAGGCUAUAAAUCAUUUAUUUACUAUAGUAAAUCAAUGAUACGGAUUCGAUCAACAUUAUCUGAAAGCAAAAGAUGAAGGUAUAGCGACAAUUGUUCUGUAAUUUGUACAACCACAUUAGAGAGGAAUCAAGGAAUUUGUUUUUCUUACCUAAUGCGCGUCGAAUUUGCAUCCGUAUUAAUUUAUACACGAUCAAGGCAGUAGGAUGGACAUAUAAAGGGAAUUCGAUGCUCUUGGCCUCCCCUCUGGGGAUUUAUAAUUUGCAUUCAUCAACUAUAAAUGAGUAGCCGCAAUUUCUAAUAGUCUAAAAUAGAAAGUCAUCGUCAAGGCCCCUAGUGUAUCUUUGUGUUACUUUUUCCGUUUGACAAUGAUAAAAAGAAGAAAACAUAUCUUCCUUGACGAGAAAUAGUGUUUUUGCGUCUUUCGCCCUUUUAUCAGUUGAGGGAUAAGUUUUUGUUUAUACAUGUGUAUCUCGACUCUUUUAUAUAGAUAUUACUGAUUGGCUGAUUCCAAUAAUGAGAUCAAAAUGUAUCGU